Messenger RNA from Cladophialophora bantiana CBS 173.52, 819 nucleotides. RefSeq lists its product as uncharacterized. Lineage: Eukaryota; Fungi; Ascomycota; Eurotiomycetes; Chaetothyriales; Herpotrichiellaceae. Bases 1 to 819 code for a protein of 272 amino acids. The record is from RefSeq and is a predicted model, not a curated record. Gene Ontology annotation, molecular function: iron ion binding; procollagen-proline 4-dioxygenase activity; L-ascorbic acid binding. The transcript has 2 exons. Gene Ontology annotation, cellular component: endoplasmic reticulum. Gene Ontology annotation, biological process: peptidyl-proline hydroxylation to 4-hydroxy-L-proline.
AUGAAGAUCUUCGAGAGCUAUUAUCGUAUCGCCAGCCUGAUGUCAACCGCCGCCCAUGUUGCCGCAUUCAACAACCAGGCAAACUUCUCUCCAGAAUGCACACACCCUCCCUACACCAUCCACCUCCUCUCUUGCGAUCCGCUCGUGGUUUACAUAGCCAACUUCCUCACCACUUCCGAGCGCGAACACCUCCUUCAAACAAGCUCUUCAGCUUUCAUUGACUCCCAAACAGCCGACCAGGACGGUACUCAAACCCUUCGUAGCACGCGACGUUCUAAGUCUGCCACUGCUUCCCGCGAUGCUGUGACACGCUGCAUUGAAGAGCGCGCUCUGCGCUUUCAGGGAUUUGACACCCCGCACUCACACCUUGAGCCUUUGCAAUUAGUGCGAUACCAUGCCAACGAGACUUACGAUCUUCACACGGACUGGUUCACGUCUGCGGCGCAGACGACCCGCUCGCACGGCGGGAACCGUCUGACAUCGUUCUUUGCAUACGUGAAAGCAAGUGCAGACAUCUCCGGCGGCGGCACUACAUUCCCGCUGCUGGAUGCACCGAAGGACGAACGCUGGUGUGAAUAUAUCGAUUGCGACACCCCAUUUGACGAAGGUGUGAAGUUUCUUCCCAUUCCUGGGAACGCGGUGUUUUGGAUGAAUCUGGUUGGUGGCCGAGGGGACCAAAGGGUCAUCCACUCGGGCAACGUGGUGACUACUGGGGAGAAGGUCGGCUUGAAUAUUUGGACAAGAGAGGGACCGUUGAGUCCCAAACUCACAGGAGAGGUCAACGAGUACCAUGGAAAUGAAGAAGAGGAUGAGGAAUAA